This is a messenger RNA of Caenorhabditis remanei, 1284 nucleotides long. RefSeq lists its product as uncharacterized. The transcript has 9 exons. The record is from RefSeq and is a predicted model, not a curated record. Bases 1 to 1284 code for a protein of 427 amino acids. NCBI's taxonomy places the organism in Eukaryota, Metazoa, Nematoda, Chromadorea, Rhabditida, Rhabditidae.
AUGGAGCUGGAACCACCAGAUUCAUACUCUAAGAUUGUUAAUCUGUUUUAUGGAAGAAUGCUCUAUUUGAUGGAGAGUAAUAUGGAAUCCGACACCGCUACAAUUGCAAAAUACACGAACUCGGAAACCGAAAUUCUACUCUGUGAACACUCUAAAAAAUCCACUUUUGCGGAGCUUCGAAGAUUGAUUCAACUUAUUCACAUGUAUAUCAAACUAGUCAAGCAAGACAGUUACAGUAUGCAGCCGUCAUCUGAUCAGCUGUCAGUCAAGUUUCAAUUGAAAUACAAGGCAACGACUGCUGUGAACACAGAUUUGAAAAUGGAAUGGCAUGGAGAAGCAUUCUAUGAUUCAAAUCUGCAACACUUCGUCUAUUCAUCUCUCGAUUUGAAAGGAGAUUGUGCUUCCCUUCCAGAUGAAAUUCCAGAACAUCCAAUGGAACCGAAAGAAAAUUAUAUCAAUCGUCUUCGAUCCAAUCUGACUGAAAUUCUAUUCAACAGUGCGUUCUCAACACAUACUCAGACGACUUAUCAAUCAUUUGUCAAUAGUUUUUUACUCGAUAGAACACGUGUCCAACUAUGUGAAAAGAAUGGAGAAACUUCGGAAAGAAACGAAUUUAGUGACUUUCUAUUCAAGCGAUACGGAGAUGUACAGACGUAUACGGAUCAUGACUACGCAAUAACUCCAUUUUCUGAUUAUCAAACUGAUGUUAUUUUCACUGUGAUUGUCUCUUGGAAAAACGGAAUUAUAUUGAAGGAGAGAUAUCGAUUCAGAGUUGAAGAAGCAAGAGAAAAAGACGGAGAUCAAGGAUGGAAGGCUUGGUGGUCUACCUGGGUUUUCGUGGAAUGUCCAGUUAACUUAACACCGAAAACUGAUCCCGAAGCACUCAAAAAAAUCUUCAUUUAUCAAGUGUGUGGAUCAAUUCCGAACAUGAUUACAAAUGGACCGUCCACCCAGUCACGUGCAUCAUUUCUCAGCCAUUUCAUGAAAAAAGAAGAGCAAGGAUUUCAUGCACAGAUCUGUGAGGAUAACUACAAACCGAUUUAUAAAUUCUCUCAAUUCGAGAAAUGGUUACAAACAUGGACUGGAGAGUACGAUGGAGCAAAACUUCUUGAGUCAAAAGUGGAAUCUUUCGAGAAUUUUUCGUUCAUUUGCAUUGUUCACUUGAUGAAAAACUACGGAGAUCACGAUAAGGAGUGGAAAAAGAGAGAAUUCAGAAUGAAAGCUUAUUAUGAAGUUGAUCGAUGGCUGGUUAAGGAAACCAAAAUUGGUUGUGACCAUUUCUAA